AUGGCACCCGCGCCUCUGCUGGAGCCCAACGACACUCCCGACAAUACCGAUUUCAAACCUCCGCCAGGUGUCAUCCUACCGCCCAAGGAGUUCCGAACAUUACUAGAAAAGACUGCUGGAUACAUUGUUCGCAAUGGUCCGGCGUUCGAAGCCCGUAUUCGUGACAGCGCAGAGAACAACCCAAAACUCCAAUUCGUCCUUCCCGAUAACCCCUACCACCCUUUCUAUCUAUGGCGCCUUGAAGAGAUUAAGGAGGGCAGAGGAACAGAUGUAGCUGCCGGCCGCGAAGGAGAUGUCGCUGCACCAAAGAAGAAGCAAGGACCUGCAGCUCCUCCAGACUUCCAUUUCUCGGCGCGCAUGCCCAACAUCAGCUCUGUCGACCUUGAGGUCAUCAAAUUGACCGCCAUCUUUGUCGCCAAGAACGGCCGUACCUGGAUGACCACCUUGUCGCAACGUGAAGCUAGGAAUCCCCAGUUCGACUUCCUCCGUCCUCAGCACAGUUUCUACCAGUUCUUCUCGCGACUAGUCGACCAAUAUACCGAGAUUCUGAACACUCAAGGACAACAGCAACAAGAAGUCGUCGCUGAGCUAGAGAAGAACGUGGACAACAAGUACCGUGUGAUGGAGAGCGCAAAAAAGCGUGCCGAAUGGGUCAAGUUCCAGGAAGCACAAAAGGUCAAGAAGGAGGAGGAGCAUGAAGCCGAGAAGCUCGCAUAUGCCCAGAUCGACUGGCACGACUUUGUCGUUGUCGAGACUAUCCUGUUCACCGAAGCAGACGACCAGACAGAACUCCCUCCCCCCACAUCGCUGAACGAUAUUCAGUCAGCAUCGCUCGAGCAGAAGGCACAGAUGAGUCUGGCUCCAUCAGGCAUGCGUAUCGAGGAGGCUAUGCCCGGCCAAGAAACAUACUACCAGCCACCUCCCUCACAGAUGCCUCCACCCAGCUCAUACUCUCCUGCUCCCCCUGCAUUCUCUCCCGCACAGCAAACCGGUUUUGCACCUCCUCCACGUACACCUCAAGAGCAAGAAGAAGACGCCCGUAUCGCCGAAAGAACUGCCGAGCGUCAACGCGCUGAACAGGCUCAGGCUGCUGCUAGAGGUCAAGGCCCUAUGCGUAUUCGUAAUGACUACGUCCCGCGUGCACAGGCUCGCAGACAGAAUGCGGCCACUGCCCUUUGUCCCAACUGCAAGCAACAAAUUCCAUUCAACGAACUUGAGCAACACAUGAAGAUUGAAAUGCUUGAUCCCAGAUGGCGCGAACAGUCUCGCAUUGCUGCUCAGCGCUCAAGUACCACAAACUUGUCCACAGCUGACGUUGCCAAUAACCUUAAGCGUCUAGCAUCACAACGAAGCGAUGUCUUCGACCCUGUUACUGGCCAGGCUGUCUCCGAUGAGGAGGCCCAAAGACGCAAGAGAAUCGAGCUCAGCAGCUAUGAUGGCGUUAAUCCGUCUCAAUCCGGUCCACCUGGUGCAUCAGGCAACCAGCCUCCCGACGUGCAGGAACAGAUUCGUCAAUUGCAUCAAAAGUAUGGACACCAAUAA
This is a messenger RNA of Aureobasidium pullulans EXF-150, 1542 nucleotides long. RefSeq lists its product as uncharacterized. The record is from RefSeq and is a predicted model, not a curated record. Gene Ontology annotation, biological process: mRNA cis splicing, via spliceosome; regulation of alternative mRNA splicing, via spliceosome. The transcript is spliced from 3 exons. NCBI's taxonomy places the organism in Eukaryota, Fungi, Ascomycota, Dothideomycetes, Dothideales, Saccotheciaceae. Gene Ontology annotation, molecular function: RNA binding. Bases 1 to 1542 code for a protein of 513 amino acids. Gene Ontology annotation, cellular component: U2 snRNP; U2-type prespliceosome; catalytic step 2 spliceosome.